Molecule: messenger RNA, 672 nt
Organism: Didymodactylos carnosus
Lineage: Eukaryota; Metazoa; Rotifera; Eurotatoria; Philodinida; Philodinidae
Source: the annotation of a GenBank genome assembly
AUGUAUCAUACUAAACGUUCAUCAGCAAAUAAAUUAAUGCUAAAACAAUUACAAUCUCAAAUUUUAACAUUUCCAACGUCGUUCAAUUAUCUUUAUUAUAACGAUCGAACAAUUCAAUAUGAUCCAAUGAAUUACAACUUUGAUACAGACAUUAUGAUGAACAAUACAUAUUCUUAUUUUCAACAUGCUCUUUUUAAUGAACAAUCGUCUGCACAACAGCAUGGUGAACGCAAAUCGAGUGAAUCAUCCAAUUCCACAUCAUCACCAACUUCAGGUAGCAGCAGUGAUAGUGGAAUUUGUGGCAGCCAUCAUUCUGGUAUGAGUAAUUCAGUAGUUGAUCAUAAUACUUUGCUAUUUAAUAAUGGUAAUUCAAAUCAUGUUUUACAUGAUAAGAUUGAUGGACAACGUACACUAUGCUAUUAUUGUAAGAAUCAUGGACAACCAGAAUGUUUAUAUACUUCACAUGAUACAUAUGAUGAAAAUGGAAAAUUAGUUUGUCCAUUAUUAAAAUUUUGUGCAUGCCUCAUUUGCCAACGAGCGAAACAAUUGGAUAUCAAUAUUGGUAAUCGUUCAAAUGAUAUAAUUGAUGAUGACGAUGAAGAUAUGGAUGGACGAACAAGCGAUGGUGAUGGAUUAAAAUUAUUUUUAGAACAUUACAUGCCAACUGCAUAA